Messenger RNA from Sclerotinia sclerotiorum 1980 UF-70, 813 nucleotides. RefSeq lists its product with no specific name. The transcript is spliced from 6 exons. The record is from RefSeq and is a predicted model, not a curated record. Lineage: Eukaryota; Fungi; Ascomycota; Leotiomycetes; Helotiales; Sclerotiniaceae. Bases 1 to 813 code for a protein of 270 amino acids.
AUGUCCGAUUCGGAAAUCUCUACAUAUCCCAAAACACCACGGAAUACCGUGCAGAGAUAUAGAAAUCUAGCAAAAUACGAUCAUCACACUAUUCAUAUCAACACCCCUUCACCAUCCGAUCCCUUCCCCGCUCUCCUUCCCAUGAUAGGUUUCGCAGGUAAAUACAACCCGCAAAACCCCGAUGAAGAAGAUAUAGGCGAAGGAGCAAAUAUAUACAUACACGGUUAUGUAAGUAGUCGAUUAAUGAGGAUGGGAAAGAAUGCUGGAGAAGGAGAAGGUGGAGAGAAUAAUAAUGUUGAUAAUGAUGAUGGGGAGGAAAAAGGAUUACCUAUGACGGUUGCGGCGACUUGUUUGGAUGGAUUGGUUUUGGCGCUUGCGCCUUUUAAUCAUAAUUACAAUUACCGUAGUGCAGUUAUUCAAGGAUAUGGACAAGUCGUCGAAGAUUGGGCCAUGAAAAAAAUAACCAACACCGUACACCCCACCCGCUGGGAAAACAGCCGCAACCCACCUCCCAAAAACAGAAAUGACCACAACCCAAGUACAUCCUCCGCAUCCACCCCCACACCGGAUCCUCCAAACUCCCGCCGCGGCGGCCCCCCCGAAUCCAAAUCCGAUCUCAAAGACCUCCCCCUCCGCGAACGCGUCUGGACCGGUAUAAUACCCGUGCAUCUGCAAUACGGCACGCCCAUCGCAGCGGAACAAUGCAAAGUAUCUGAGGUACCGGGGUAUAUUAUUAAUUUUGUUCAGGAGAGGAAUAAAGAGGGGGGGGAGUUUGCUGUGAGGAUGGCAGGGGAAGGGGAGGAGGGGGAGUGA